AUGCAGCCCUCACAGACCUUUGUCGGAUCAAUUGAUCAAGGCACAACGAGCACCAGAUUUCUGGUCUUCAACCGCGAGGGCGAGCCAGUAGCAUCACAUCAAGUCGAGUUCAGCCAAAUCUACCCGAACCCGGGCUGGCACGAACAUGACCCCCUCGAGAUCGUAACCUCAGCAGAGACCUGCAUCGAAGAAGCUGUCCAGAAGUUCGAAGCGCAAGGCCACACCCGGAGCAGCAUCCAAAGCAUCGGAAUAACAAACCAGCGCGAAACAACCGUAGUAUGGAACCACGAGACCGGCGAGCCGCUGUACAAUGCUAUUGUAUGGACAGACACACGCUCUCAGGCGAUCGUCACGGAAUUGAAGCAGAGACCCGGGGCAGCGCAGCUUCAGGCACUCUGCGGUCUGCCGCUGUCAACCUACUCGUCGGCUACAAAGCUGCUCUGGAUGUUGGUGCAUGUCCCAAGAGUGAAGGAUGCAUUUGACCGCGGCACACUGGCGUUUGGUACCGUCGACACCUGGCUGGUAUACCGUUUGAAUGGUGGCGUGGCUGCCAACAUCUUUGUCUCGGAUUCGACAAACGCUUCGCGGACCAUGUUUGUGAACUUAGAGACGUUGCGGGGAAAGGUUCACUUACCUAGGAUUGUGCCCUCGUCUGAUGCGACGGCGUAUGGCCUUGUUGCUUCUGGGGCUUUGGCACAGGUUCCGAUCAUGGGCUGCCUGGGUGAUCAGUCUGCGGCGUUGGUUGGGCAGAAAGGGUUCUCGCCUGGAAUGGCCAAGAACACUUAUGGCACUGGGUGCUUUCUUUUGUACAAUGUCGGCGACAAGCCGGUGUUCUCGACACAUGGAUUGCUGGCUACGGUGGCUUACCACUUUGGUGGGAAGCCUAUCUAUGCGCUUGAGGGGAGCAUUGCUGUUGCUGGGUCUGGGAUCAAAUUCUUGCAGAAUAACUUGAAUUUCUUCCAGGAGUCUGAGGAGGUCAAUGAUCUUGCCUACUCGGUGAAAGACAAUGGCGGGUGUGUGUUUGUCACUGCUUUCAGUGGACUUUUUGCACCUUAUUGGAUUGAUGACGCGAAAGGAACAAUCUUUGGGAUCACCCAGUACACCCAAAAGGGCCAUAUCGCACGCGCAACGCUAGAGGCAACCUGCUUCCAGACUAAAGCCAUUCUAGAUGCAAUGGAGAAAGACAGCGGCCACACACUUUCCGAGCUUGCUGUAGAUGGGGGUAUGAGUAACUCAGACUUAGCAAUGCAGACUCAAGCAGAUCUGAUAUCUAUCCCUGUCUACCGCCCCAAUAUGCGAGAGACUACAGCUCUCGGUGCAGCAAUUGCUGCAGGUCUUGCUGUUGGAUUUUGGCACAACUUUGCCGAGCUACAUGAUAUCAAUCGUUCUGGUGGUGCGGUUUUCGAGCCCCAGGUCCCGCGGCAAGACAGCGCUGAAAAUUUCAGACAAUGGGAAAAGGCUGUGCAAAUGAGUAGAGGCUGGGUGGGAUCUCAGAGCGCCGAGCACGAAGAAGCUGAUGGUCCGAGCAACGAGACAUAUGCACCGGCGAAGAAUCCUGAUCUCCCUCCGCGCAAGGGAAUACAGCUCUCAGAUAAUUCCUUGAUCUCGGAUGUGGUUAAAAGCUCCACAUACAUCGCCGCUGUCAAAGAGAGGGCUCAUGUCUCGGUCAAGGAGAUCGAAGUCCCACAUCCACUUGUACAGACGGCAUUGGGGAGUGUUUUGGGUGACUUGGAUGAUGCAGAUGAAGAGGAUUUGUUCUUGGAACUUCGGAAAGUGGAGAUUUUGCAAAGACUUAGGAAACUACGGAAGCGACAGUAA
Messenger RNA from Penicillium samsonianum, 1818 nucleotides. Its product is annotated as glycerol kinase. Gene Ontology annotation, cellular component: mitochondrion. Gene Ontology annotation, biological process: glycerol metabolic process; triglyceride metabolic process; glycerol-3-phosphate biosynthetic process. The transcript has 5 exons. The coding region runs from base 1 to 1818 and encodes 605 amino acids. The record is from RefSeq and is a predicted model, not a curated record. NCBI's taxonomy places the organism in Eukaryota, Fungi, Ascomycota, Eurotiomycetes, Eurotiales, Aspergillaceae. Gene Ontology annotation, molecular function: glycerol kinase activity.